UAUCCAGAGCUACUGGAGCAACAUUUCCCGUAAAAAGCUUUGCAGUAUCAGGAAGUGUGUGAAACGUGCGGUCAAGCAUUCAGCAGACUGCUUUCUUUUUCCCACGGAGUGGAUGGCUGAGUUGGAUUGCUGUUUUCGAAGAAGAACUGGAUUAAAUCGUUUCAGUAUGGAGUUUAAGAGGCGAGGUCGCGACAGGAUAUCAUUUGUCCUGCUUAUUUUAGGGAACAUCGCAACGGCUCUCUCUGGCCAAAACAUUGACUGUGUCAACGACUAUGACACAAUGAUGUUUUGCAACUUCAACGCGCAAAACUGCACUGAAUACAAACUGAUUCUCCAGAGCUACAACGGAUUUCAGGACAGGCAUUGCUUUGCCAAAACAUAUGACAUUGGACAGUGUUUUUGCUCCUUCAACCAAAUGAUUUUUACUCCUUUGGACAAUUACAUGGCAACAGUUUUGAAAGGAGGCAAACAUAUGGAGUCUAGAAACAUCAGCAUCAGAGGCAGCAUAAAGCCCAAAACCCCAACAAUCACCUCAGUAAGAAAAUCGAAUGGGAAUUUUCAAAUCAUUUGGAAAACAAAUUACAAUGGCAUUUUCGGUGAAGGCUUGACUGCGAAUGUGACUUACUAUAAAAAAGGGGACACCAAAAAGGUAUCUAAAUCUGUCAAACCAAAUACACUUGGUGGACUGAAUUACUAUGAAAUACUUGGUCGAGACUUGAAGCCAAGUACAACAUAUGUGGUCAACGUAAAAAGCUACACAAGCAGAAGUGCCAAGUUCAGUGACAGUAGUAAAGUGUGGGAAUUCACCACCCCUGUGUCCCCUUACAUUAUGCCCUUGGCUAUCACCAUCAGCCUCAGUGUUGCUGCAGUCAUCAUCAGUGUUGCUGUAUGUGGCUGUUAUGGGAAGCUAAAAUCAAAGUGGUGGGACACAGUUGCCAAAUGUCCAAAUCCAAAACUUCUGAUAAUGCAUCCAAAUGAGCAAGAGAUCCUGAAACCUGAGCCACCCAUCAUCUCCUCUAUCUGUUUUGAACCUCUUGUUCCAAGUGACAGCAAACCAUGGUUAAAGGGGUCACUGAGAGACAUGAGCAGCGGGAGCCCUCAGCAAAGCAAUGGAAUCAGUACUGGCUCUUUUGGUUUUACUCGUUCUCACACAGAACCUGCUGACAUUAUCGCUGGUGUUCAGGAUGCUCUUGUAAAAGCUUUCCCCAAUAUCAGCCCAAUAUCACCUUUGACCACUAUUUCACUUAAUGCAGAAGUAAACAAAGACAGUGGUUUGCUCUCCUCCUCCUGCAACCCUUGUGAUGUCCGAGCUGAUGACAUGAAAUCUGGAUCAUCUUGCUUUGAAAAUAAAACCUACAACGUCUUCAUUCCAAGCGUCCCACAUGAGAUGAUGACCAGCAGCUCCGAGGUCCAGACGCAGGCUGAAAUGCUUUGUGACUCUGCAUACCGUCCUUCUGCAGGUGAUGAUGUGACCUUUGUCGACCAGCAGGCACCAGCUUGUCUGCUUGUGAAUUCACCACCAGUGGUUUCGUCUCUGAUGCCAACAGACAUGUCGUAUCAUCCACGCAAUGCAGAUUUGGGGGGAUUUGCAUAUGCAGAAGACUUCAGUUUGUCAUCCAGUUUGUCCUCCACUUCCACUGGCACAAUUGCGUCAUGUGAUCCUGUGUCCACAGCUGAGGUCGGGUGUGAGAGCUUUGAUGAGGCGAAAAAGCUACAUGGAAAAGUUGAAGGUGAAAUUAUAUGUGAUGAAAAUCCCUGCUACAGAGGUGUGCCUGCAGUUUCAAGCAGCUUUCCUCCGGUGGAUGACGACUACCAGUCAUUUCAGAAUCUGGUGGAGCAACCUGCCAUUGUGUUUUCAGAGGAGAGAAGUGGUGAGGAGGAAAGACAUUUGAACAAAUGUCCAGAUGAAUUCUUCACCAAGAUGCCUCAAAGCUCCUUAAGCCAAGUUGUUCCGGGUUUCGUUGACAGUGUCCAGGGUGGUCAGUGUUCCUCUGAGCUCCAAAGACCUUUUCUCUCACUGAUCCCUGCUGACCAGUCUGUGCCGAUCAUCACAGAGAGCGGCUAUCAGAGUGUGUAGCGCUAAUUUAUAUGGACUAUAUGGACAUAUAGCCAUAGCAUCAUGUGACCUUUUAAAUCGCACAAAGUGUUUUUCAUUGCAGUUUUGAAAAAUAUGGCUUUUUCGAUUCACCUGAAAUAUCACUUCAUGCGAGCAUACAAACUUUUUGCAGUCAAGUUUUUUCAAAAUUGACAUGUUUCCUUUAGGUGUAUUUUAUAAUCACAGUUUCAAUUUGUACAAUUUGAGGGUUAAUGGAAACCUACAGAUUUUGUGUGUAGCAGUAAUUUGUAGAAAACACAUCUUUGCACCGUAAGAGCGGCUGAUUCCUUUAUUUAUAAAUACUUCACAACUGUGUAAGACUUCAUUUGAUGCAAAGUAUGUAAAAACAAACUAUGUAAAAAAGAUGUUUUGCAUCAAAUGCAGUCAAAAUAUGAGCUCAAAAUGUCUGUCAAAAACAGACUGCAUUUGAGUUUUUUUUGUGUUUGUGCUUGCUGCAACUGCUUGAACAAAACUGCUGCAGUCACAUAUCUGUACCUCAUGUCAUAAUCCACUGAGGGUUUUUGUUUCGUUUUUUUGUCACAUAGAAAAUUCAUUAAGUGUAUAUACUGUCUCUGUAAAUCAUGACUAACCAUCAAGUACAAUAUUAGUUAGACUUCAGUGAAAUGUGUCAGAGGAGUCAUUUCUUGUAGAUUAUGUCAAUUCCUCUCUGAACUUGAUUUGACCAGAGGAGUCACAAAAUAAACCUGUUCCAUUCCACGCAUCAACACUGAGCGCUUUAAGCAAAAUUACAAAUGAAAUGUGUCUCAAACAAGUCAUAACAAUCAGCUGCCAUAUUGAGCUAGUGCUUUAUAGGUUUUUCAAAUUACUUCCUCAUUGCUCUUCUCUGGAAACAGCUACGGCAUUUCCACAGAAACACACAUCCUCUUCAAGCGGUACGCUGUUCUUAUCACAGCAAAGACAUGGUGCCCGAAGACACUCAUUUCACUAUUAAAGGGUAAAGACAUGCUGGUAUUUUUGAAAGUGAAGAAAUGUUACACGUGUAAAAUGUACUUUUUCUCUGAAAGAAAAUUGUUAAAAUAAAAGUUGUUUAUAUUA
This is a messenger RNA of Plectropomus leopardus (leopard coralgrouper), 3151 nucleotides long. RefSeq lists its product as uncharacterized. Gene Ontology annotation, biological process: cytokine-mediated signaling pathway; immunoglobulin mediated immune response. Gene Ontology annotation, cellular component: external side of plasma membrane. Gene Ontology annotation, molecular function: protein binding; cytokine receptor activity. The record is from RefSeq and is a predicted model, not a curated record. Lineage: Eukaryota; Metazoa; Chordata; Actinopteri; Perciformes; Serranidae.